Messenger RNA from Centruroides sculpturatus (bark scorpion), 1209 nucleotides. RefSeq names its product low-density lipoprotein receptor-related protein 6-like. The transcript is spliced from 4 exons. The record is from RefSeq and is a predicted model, not a curated record. Bases 310 to 1209 code for a protein of 299 amino acids. Lineage: Eukaryota; Metazoa; Arthropoda; Arachnida; Scorpiones; Buthidae.
CUUAACUUUAAGAAACGUCGUUAAGUGUCGCUUCUCUAUUUAUCUUCUUAUCUGGUGACUUUGUUUAUUAUUUGACAGUAUAGUGGCCUCUACUGGCGAAAAUCCAAAACUGACCAAUAUCUCAUUGUCUCGUAAACAGUUAAUGGCAUUUGAAAUUCGUUAGUAUAGAUUAUCUAAACUUUAAUUAACAGUAUAGAUUAUCUACUGUUGAUCAUACGAGGCAAGAUGGAAACAAAAGUAAAAUCACAAAAGAGAAAAGGUUAUAUAAAAGAAAAUUUGGAAUGAUGCGACUAUUACUUAUCAUCAAUCAUGAUUUGGUUGAAAGUGAUUUAUGCACUUUCACUUAUAUGGACAUGCAAAGCUUUGCCAUUACUUCUAUUUGCAAAUCGCAAGGAUAUUCGUCUAGUAGAUAUUGAAGCUCGAAGACCAAAUUCUUCAAGUGUGUUGAUCAGUCAUCUUGAAGAUGCAGCUGCAUUGGAUUUUUAUUAUGCUGAAGGUCUUAUCUUCUGGACUGAUUUUGGGCUUGAGAUGAUCAAGGGAAUGUCAAUUAAUAAUUCUAAAUCAGAACGAGAUAUAAUUACAACAGGACUGUUAUCUCCAGAUGGACUUGCUUGUGAUUGGUUAGGCAAGAAAUUAUAUUGGACAGAUUCAGAUACGAAUCGUAUUGAAGUAAGCAACUUAGAUGGAAGUUAUAGAAAAGUAUUAUUUUGGAAAGAUUUAGAUCAACCAAGAGCCAUUGCUUUGGUCCCAAUGGAUGGGUUAAUGUUUUGGACUGAUUGGGGAGAAAUGCCAAAAAUUGAACGAGCUAGUAUGAAUGGAAAUCAUUCGACACGAAAAAUAAUAGUCAAAGAAAAUAUAUUUUGGCCAAAUGGACUUACUAUUGACUAUGAAACAAAAAGAAUAUAUUGGGCUGAUGCUAAGUUGAAGUUUAUAUCUGGUAUGGAUUUUGAUGGACGUAGUCGGAAAGUUAUUGUAAAUCGUGAUCUCCCUCAUCCGUUUUCUUUGACAUUAUAUGAUGAUCGAUUAUAUUGGACAGAUUGGCAAACAAGAACUGUACAAUCUUGUAAUAAAUAUGAUGGACAUCAGAAAAAAAAUGUAAUUGGUGGUUCAUUGUCUCCAAUGGGAAUUCAUGUAUAUCUGAGUGAACGACAACCAAAUGGUAAUUCAAUUUUUUUUUUUNUGGGAUCCAGAUCCCAACAUCACCCUUAG